This is a messenger RNA of Oncorhynchus masou masou (cherry salmon), 857 nucleotides long. Its product is annotated as histone H1. Gene Ontology annotation, cellular component: nucleosome. The record is from RefSeq and is a predicted model, not a curated record. Lineage: Eukaryota; Metazoa; Chordata; Actinopteri; Salmoniformes; Salmonidae. Gene Ontology annotation, molecular function: DNA binding; structural constituent of chromatin. The coding region runs from base 129 to 752 and encodes 207 amino acids. The transcript has a single exon. Gene Ontology annotation, biological process: nucleosome assembly.
CCAGCCCCCUGCACCGUGUGGAGCUUCAAUAGCGCAGAGCAGCGUCUACAGCAAAGUACUCCUCCUCACUCCCAGACUACCGUAGUGUUGUAAGUGUGUGUGUGUGUUUACCGGACCGAACGACAGACAUGGCAGAAGUCGCACCAGCACCCGCCGCCGCCGCGCCGGCCAAGGCACCCAAGAAGAAGGCAGCAGCCAAGCCCAAGAAAGCGGGACCCAGCGUAGGCGAGCUCAUCGUCAAGGCGGUGUCCGCCUCCAAGGAGAGGAGCGGCGUGUCCCUGGCCGCGCUCAAGAAGUCUCUGGCGGCAGGCGGCUACGACGUGGAGAAGAACAACUCCCGUGUCAAGAUCGCCGUCAAGAGCCUCGUCACCAAGGGCACCCUGGUCCAGACCAAGGGCACCGGUGCCUCCGGCUCCUUCAAGCUCAACAAGAAGGCCGUCGAGGCAAAGAAGCCCGCCAAGAAAGCCGCAGCCCCCAAAGCUAAGAAGGUGGCCGCCAAGAAGCCCGCCGCCGCCAAGAAGCCCAAGAAGGUAGCAGCCAAGAAGGCCGUGGCCGCAAAGAAGUCCCCCAAGAAGGCCAAGAAGCCCGCUACACCCAAAAAGGCCGCCAAGAGCCCAAAGAAGGUGAAGAAGCCCGCCGCAGCGGCGAAGAAAGCGGCCAAGAGCCCCAAGAAGGCUACCAAGGCAGCGAAGCCCAAAGCCGCCAAGCCCAAGGCAGCCAAGGCCAAGAAGGCAGCCCCCAAGAAGAAGUAAAGCUAUUACAAACAGUGUUCUUUCUACUCGACACAUGUUGUUACCACAAAAGGCUCUUUUAAGAGCCACCCACCUCUUUCCAUAAAAGCGCAUGUCAUUCCAUGU